GUAGGCAACGGGGAGAGAGGGGCGGAAGACGAACCGUCAGAGUGAGGGGGACAGUUGAGGCGGGAAUACGAUCGGAGAAUAAAGAUCAAUAAUUGGAGCUCUAAUUGAAUACGUGUUUUGUUGAACAACUAAUCGCAGAGUAGCACAAAUUGGCGACGAGUGGAGGCCACCAGGGUGGACCGUGUCUGAGUUACAACUCAUUCGGAAAGCAACCGCAAAGGUGGUUGACAGGACAAGUAGCUACCAGGGUAGCGGAGGAUUGAAUAGCCACCAAGUUAGGCAAGUCCAGGGACAUAGUUCGCAAGGGCGAUCGGAUCGAUAAUCGGAACGGAGCACAACCCGCAAGACGGAUCUGGAGACGUGAGUAUGGACAAGUGGGACAUACCACCGUUCAAGUUUAGAACGCUACCAAGGAAUGAGAUCCGUUCCGAGUGGAACAAGUACAAGCGCCAUUUCCAGUACGUAGUGGCGGCAACUGGUGAAAAAGACAAAACUAGAAUCAAAAACAUCUUCCUGGCGAAAGCCGGUCCGGACUUACAAGAGGUAUUCAGUUCAAUCCCAGGAGCGGAUGUUGAGGGGUCACGGACGGUCGAUCCAUUUGAGGUCGCAAUUCAGGGACUGGACAGCUACUUCGCGCCCAAACAGCACGAAUCAUUUGAGAGGAACCUCUUCUGGACACUCAGGCCGUCGACCGGAGAGUCGCUCGAAAAGUUCAUGAUACGUUGCACUGAGCAGGCCAGCAAGUGCAAUUUCGGAAGAACGGCGGCUGAAAGCCGCGCGAUCAGUGUCAUAGACAAAAUGAUACUCUUUGCCCCCAGCGACCUGAAAGAGAAAUUGCUACAAGUGGAGGACCUGAACAUCGACGAAGCCGCGAAGAUCAUUAGCUCACAUGAAUCGAUUAAACUACAAGCCCAAGUGAUGGGCCAGGCUCAGCUAGAGGACAUGGAUGCGACCGCAGGUGUCAACAAGAUCCAUCACCGACCGCACCGUGGGCCACCACCGAAAUGCACCCGCUGUGGUUACACCAGGGGGUAG
This is a messenger RNA of Culex pipiens pallens (northern house mosquito), 1035 nucleotides long. RefSeq lists its product as uncharacterized. The coding region runs from base 367 to 1035 and encodes 222 amino acids. The record is from RefSeq and is a predicted model, not a curated record. NCBI's taxonomy places the organism in Eukaryota, Metazoa, Arthropoda, Insecta, Diptera, Culicidae. The transcript has 3 exons.